ACAUUGUGGUGAAGGACUUCCAGCACUUCCCCAAUAGAUAUGACAUGAAUUUAGGCCAAACCGGUCUCUCUUCGGCCCUAUUCUUCAUGAGAGGCGAUGAUAACUGGAAACGUGUCCGCUCUGUCGUCACCCCUGCCUUCACUACUGGCAAACUGAAGGCAAUGAUGGCCAGCAUUGAGGGAAUCGCCGACCAGUUUGUCAACAAUUUGGAUGUGUUUGCAAAAAGUGGCGAAACAGUAGAUAUGCGCAAAUACUUGGGUGCCUUCGCAAUGGAUGUGAUCAGUGCCUGCGCUUACGGUAUAAAUGUUGAGUCCAUUAAUAAUCCCAAUCAUCCCAUUGUUGUCAACGCCAAGAAAAUAUUGUCUGUGGACUCGAGCCUUAGUUAUGCCGUAUCAGUACUGCUGCCACCGAUUGCCCGACUCUUACGUCUGGAACCGUUUGACAAAAAUGCCAUUAAAUUCUUUGAUUCAUUAACUAAAGAGAUAGUCAAUGAACGCAAGAGAGCAGCAAAACUGGCCACAAAUGAGGGAAAAAAGAGAUCAGAUUUCAUACAAUUAAUGAUUGAUAACGAGAGGAAUGACAGAGACUUUGAUUCCGAUUAUAAUAGCGAAGAAGAGAUACAAGAAUUGGCACAAAAUUCAACCAAAAAGCAGUCAAAUCAGACGUUAUCUGAGGACGAGUUGACGGCUCAGGGAAUACUGUUUUUCAUCGCCGGUUACGACACGACCAGCGCUUCGCUCUCUCAUGUCGUCUAUUAUUUGUCUCAAAACAAAGACAAACAACAGAUUCUGAGGGAAGAACUC
Molecule: messenger RNA, 803 nt
Organism: Medioppia subpectinata
Lineage: Eukaryota; Metazoa; Arthropoda; Arachnida; Sarcoptiformes; Oppiidae
Source: the annotation of a GenBank genome assembly